CUAUGCUCCCGCUGUACAAAGUGCAAAACACUCAGUGAAUUUAUCCGAUUCCAUAGAAACCAAGAAAAGUUCUCUAUAUUCAGAAAAGAAAAAAGGGAAAAGGUCCUUGAUACCUGAAAAUGAAGGUGAUGAAACUUUAAUCCAGCUCAAAUAUUCUCAAAAUGUAAACAUUAAUCCAGAAGAAGAAAACAACAACAACGACAAUGACAAUGAAGACAGUGUUCUGUAUGAGUUAGCUGAAUUUGAAGAACUAGUCACUAUACAUUUUACAAAUGCUGAAGAAAAUGGAGGAAUUUAUCUUCACAAAAAGGAUGUUCAACAAACAACAGUGUAUCUUGGUUGUGCCCAAAGAAUAGAUCAAAAGUCAUCCACACAAACAGAUUACCAAUCAGCAAAAAGAAGAAUCACAAUCCAACAUUUAAUAACACACGAACAUCCAAAUUAUUGUGAAAAUAAAUUACCUGAAAGAGCCAUAGCAUGGAUAUCAAAAAAUCUAAACUUAAGAAAAGUUGAGGUUUAUAAAAGGCUCUGCGAGGAACAGUUUAUUAAUUUGAAAGUACAUACUUAUUGCCAAGUGUAUUAUUGGGCUUCAAAAUUUUCUGCUCAACAAUAUCUUACAAAUGCAUCUAAUCAACUUCUCUCAUUGCUAAGCUUCUUGAAGCAAAAUGAAUUAGUUGAUGAAGGAUAUAAAGUCAUAUUUUAUCUUGAGAAUGAUUUUGUACAAACACUUGGAUUUCUUACACCUUUUAAUGAUCACCUUCAAGAUCCUAAAAAUAGAACCAAUUCACGAGCAAAAGUUCUCAAGGAAUUUUUUUCAUUGCUGAGAUGUGAGGGUAUCUUACCUAUUUUAGAUAAGGAUGCAGGACAAAUAGCAGCAAUACACAUAUUUUUUCUAAAAUUUCUUUUUGAA
Molecule: messenger RNA, 910 nt
Organism: Entrophospora candida
Lineage: Eukaryota; Fungi; Glomeromycota; Glomeromycetes; Entrophosporales; Entrophosporaceae
Source: the annotation of a GenBank genome assembly